AUGUUUCAAGGAAAUAUCUCCCACUUAACCACAUUUGUUCUCAUUGGAGUCUCAGAGCAUCCAGAACUUCAACUUCCCCUCUUCUUCAUCUUCUUUGCAAUCUACGGAGUGACAGUGACUGGAAAUAUGGGCAUCAUCACACUCACUAGUAUAGAUUCUCAACUUCAAACUCCCAUGUACUUUUUCCUCAGACACUUGGCAAUCAUCAAUCUUGGCAAUUCUACUGUCAUUGCUCCCCAGAUGCUGGUUAAUUUCUUGCUGGAGAAGAAAACCAUUUCCUACUAUGGAUGUAUAAUCCAACAUGCAGGCUUCAUAGUUUUCAUAGUUGCUGAAACUUUCAUGUUGGCUGUGAUGGCCUAUGAUCGUUAUGUGGCUAUUUGUAAUCCCUUAUUAUACAUGGUUGUGGUAUCACGGAAGGUUUGCAUCCUACUUGUUGCUCUUACAUACAUUUAUAGCUUCUCAACAUCAGUGACAAUUACCUCUUAUGUUUUCUCAAUGUCCUACUGUUCUUCUAAUGUCAUUAAUCAUUUUUACUGUGACAAUAUCCCUUUGUUAGCUUUAUCUUGCUCUGCUACUCAUAUACCAGAGACUAUAGUUUAUAUUUGUGCAGCUACCAAUCUCUUCAUUUCCAUGACAAUUGUCCUGGUGUCCUAUUUCCAGAUCAUCUUGGCCAUCCUGAGGAUACGUUCAGCAGCAGGAAGAUGGAAAGCUUUCUCUACUUGUGCUUCCCACAUAACAGCUGUCACUGUUUUCUAUGGGACACUUCUUUUUAUGUAUGUGCAGCCCCAGUCAAACCAUUCCUUAGAUACUGAUAAAGUGGCUUCAGUGUUUUAUACGCUAGUAAUCCCUAUGUUGAAUCCUAUGAUCUAUAGUCUAAGAAAUAAGGAUGUAAAGGAGGCUCUGAGGAGAGUCCUCACCAACCUUUGCCAAACUUUUAAAAACAUAUAG
Sarcophilus harrisii (Tasmanian devil) is the source of this 948-nucleotide messenger RNA. RefSeq names its product olfactory receptor 8J1-like. The record is from RefSeq and is a predicted model, not a curated record. The transcript has a single exon. Gene Ontology annotation, molecular function: odorant binding; olfactory receptor activity; G protein-coupled receptor activity. Gene Ontology annotation, cellular component: membrane. Lineage: Eukaryota; Metazoa; Chordata; Mammalia; Dasyuromorphia; Dasyuridae. Gene Ontology annotation, biological process: G protein-coupled receptor signaling pathway; sensory perception of smell. Bases 1 to 948 code for a protein of 315 amino acids.